CGGCUUUGUGCGGCGCUGCGGCGCGCACCGCGGACGGUCGGGAACAAAGGAGCCGGGCGCCCCGCCGCCGGGACCCGCACCGCCCCGGGCCCCGCACCCUCCGGGCCCCGCACCCGCCGCCAUGGCCGCCAACGGCGCGGCCGAGCCGCUGCAGAUCCAGUUCGGCCUCAUCAACUGCGGCAACAAGUACCUGACGGCCGAGGCGUUCGGCUUCAAGGUGAACGCGUCGGCCAGCAGCCUGAAGAAGAAGCAGAUCUGGACGCUGGAGCAGCCGCCCGACGAGGCGGGCGCGGCCGUGUGCCUGCGCAGCCACCUGGGCCGCUACCUGGCGGCCGACAAGGACGGCAACGUGAGCUGCGAGCGCGAGGCGCCGGGCGCCGACUGCCGCUUCCUGCUGCUGGCGCACGACGACGGCCGCUGGUCGCUGCAGAGCGAGGCGCACCGCCGCUUCUUCGGCGGCACGGAGGACCGCCUGUCGUGCUUCGCGCAGAGCGUGUCGCCGGCCGAGAAGUGGAGCGUGCACAUCGCCAUGCACCCGCAGGUCACGCUCUUCAGCCUGGCCCGCAAGCGCUACGCGCACCUCCGCGCGCGGCCGGCCGACGAGCUCGCCGUGGACCGCGACGUGCCGUGGGGCGUCGACUCGCUGGUCACGCUGGCCUUCCAGGACCAGCGCUACAGCCUGCAGACGGCCGACCACCGCCUGCUGCGCCACGACGGCCGCCUGGUGGCGCGGCCCGAGCCGGGCACGGCCUUCACGCUGGAGUUCCGCGCCGGCCGGGUGGCCUUCCGCGACUGCGAGGGCCGCUACCUGGCGCCGUCGGGGCCCAGCGGCACGCUCAAGGCGGGCAAGGCCACCAAGGCGGGCAAGGACGAGCUGUUCGCGCUGGAGCAGAGCUGCGCCCAGGUGGUGCUGCAGGCGGCCAACGAGCGCAACGUGUCCACGCGGCAGGGCAUGGACCUGUCGGCCAAUCAGGACGAAGAGACCGACCAGGAGACCUUCCAGCUGGAGAUCGAUCGCGACACCAAAAAGUGCGCCUUCCGCACGCACACGGGCAAGUACUGGACGCUGACGGCCGCCGGGGGCGUGCAGUCCACCGCCUCCACCAAGAGCGCCAGCUGCUACUUCGACAUCGAGUGGCGCGAUCGGCGGAUCACACUGCGCGCGGCCAACGGCAAGUUCCUGACGGCCAAGAAGAACGGGCAGCUGGCCGCCUCGGUGGAGACCGCAGGGGACACUGAGCUCUUCCUCAUGAAGCUGAUCAACCGGCCCAUCAUCGUGUUCCGCGGGGAGCACGGCUUCAUCGGCUGCCGCAAGGUCACGGGCACGCUGGACGCCAACCGCUCCAACUACGACGUCUUCCAGCUCGAGUUCAACGACGGCGCCUACAACAUCAAAGACUCCACAGGCAAGUACUGGACGCUGGGCAGCGACUCGCUGGUCACCAGCAGCAGCGACAGCCCCGUGGACUUCUUCUUCGAGUUCUGCGACUACAACAAGGUGGCCAUCAAGGUGGGCGGCCGCUACCUGAAGGGGGACCACGCCGGGGUGCUGAAGGCCUGCGCGGAGACCAUCGACCCCUCCACGCUGUGGGAGUACUAGCCCGCCCCUGCCCCCCGCCCCCGCCCCCCUUCCGCGCCCCCUCCCCCCCAGCUAAUUCCUCUCCAGGCGGCAGCGCCCAGGGGGGCAGCCCCUGGCUCUCCUACUGGAACCGGAGACGAUGGCGUCCCCCCGUGGCCUCUCCCGGGGUCAGCCCUGUGGCCUGGCCUUAGCGGGCCCGGGACCCCCGCCCUCUCUCUGCCGUGGGCGAGGCUGGCACCUCUUCUGACCUCAGACAACUCUGAGCCUUAUUUCCCCAAAGCAGCUGAGGAGUGGGGGCUCAAGCCUGGGGGUGGGGGGGGUUUAACUGGAAUCUCCUGCCCCGCCCCCCAGCCCAGGUUCCCCCCAACUUCCCAGCAGCCGGGCCCUGGCCCAAGCCCUUCGGUGGCCCCUGGGGCACCAGCCCUGCACCAGGAGGAGCGCCUGCGGUGCCCGUCUCUGUCCCUGCCGCCGGAGCAGGCCCGCCCUGUGCCCCUGCGCGCCGGCCCGCUCCUGUCUCCCUGGCUAACUGGAAGCAGAAAAUGACCAAAUCAGUAUUUUGUUUUUUUAAUGAAAUGUCAUUGUUGGAGGUGGUGCAGGCGAGCCUCGGGCAGCAGCUCCGGGCCUCGUGCCCCUGCUCCCUGGUGGUCGGGCAGGGAAGGCACCUCCCAAGCCCAGAACCUGCCCCCACCUCCCAGGGGCGCUCCCCGCCCCUGCCCGCCCAGCCAGAGCCUCCAGCCGGCGGAUUGGUGCUCCUGUCUGACUGGCUCCUGGGUCUCGGGUGGGACGAAGCCGGUGUCACCCUCCUGUGAGGAGACACCCAGCCCUGACCCCUGGCCCCCAGCCGCACCCCUGCCAGCCCCCGACCCCCUGUCCGCCAUGCAUCUCACUCCGGGGGUCUCGGUCUUUUAUUUUUUGUAAGUGUCAUUUGUAUAACUAAAUGCCCAUGAUAGUAGCUUCAGACUGGAAAGAGCAAAAUAAAGUAACGCAAAACCAA
Pipistrellus kuhlii (Kuhl's pipistrelle) is the source of this 2573-nucleotide messenger RNA. It is a transcript of the gene FSCN1, whose product is annotated as fascin actin-bundling protein 1. The record is from RefSeq and is a predicted model, not a curated record. Bases 122 to 1600 code for a protein of 492 amino acids. NCBI's taxonomy places the organism in Eukaryota, Metazoa, Chordata, Mammalia, Chiroptera, Vespertilionidae. Gene Ontology annotation, biological process: establishment or maintenance of cell polarity; actin filament bundle assembly; cell migration. The transcript has 5 exons. Gene Ontology annotation, cellular component: lamellipodium; ruffle; cell projection membrane. Gene Ontology annotation, molecular function: protein-macromolecule adaptor activity; actin filament binding.